Messenger RNA from Acanthocheilonema viteae, 1512 nucleotides. The record is from the annotation of a GenBank genome assembly. Lineage: Eukaryota; Metazoa; Nematoda; Chromadorea; Rhabditida; Onchocercidae.
AUGGAUUGUGAUGCCGAAUUCAAUGCAUUAGUUUCCAUGUAUCAAAGUGUUGUACAUGACAUGAAGUUGACAUAUCCAGCGUGGGAAAAUGUCGCUCAAAAAGCCCUCAAACUUGCGUCACAAAUGAAAUCGACGUUGGUUUGUAUGAAUGCUUUCAUUGAUGCUAUACAAACUGUUGGUGAUAUUGCCAAUAAUUUAAAAGGUGCCACUCGAGAUAUUGGUGCAUGUCUCACACGUGUUUGCAUGCGACAGCGAUCCAUCGAAAAUCGCCUACGUGCUUUUGUAGACUCGCUAACCGAUGAAUUGGCCACGACCUUGCAGAACAAGGGUACGCAUUGGAAACAACGAACCAUGGAAAUGGAUCGACAUGCGAACAAAUUUUGUCGAAAGAUUCGUUCACGUAAAGGUGGCAUAGAUUUAAGUGCUGUGAAUGAGCAGCGUCGUAUCUCUCAAGCCUUGCUGACCGAACAGCGAAAUCAAAUGUCAUUUUUUGUCUCAGCUUUACUUCCUGUUCUUAAUACUGAGUUGGGUCUUUUAGACGAAAGCGGUCAUCUUCGUCAAGUAACAGAUCAUUUGCAUGUUACGGUUCGGUCUGGCAAGUCCACAACAAUCAUUGACACUAUUUUAAAUGAUAUACAUCAAGGAUCAGAUAAUUCGUGGCGUAGCUGUUUGUCCAAUAAUGCUAGUCGAUCCUUUUGCAUCUAUAAUGACGAUGACAUCUCAAUUAGAGCGCCAUCGCCAACUCCCAGCACAUGCACAUGGCCAACUGCUGUGGUUGGUUUUGCAUCCAAUGCAAGUUCAUCAUCAAUACGGGCCCAUACAAUAUCGGUAGUAGAACAGCCACGACGUACUUUACUUAAUUCUCGAACCUAUGCGCCUCCAUCUGCAUCACAACCAUUAGAAUUUGUACUGGAAAAACCUCCUUUACCAAAAAGAAUAAUUUCUUCCUCCAAUUCCACUAUUUCUGCUGUUCCAGAUUUUCAUGGAUCAUCUGUUGGAGUUGAUAAGACCCCUCAUCAUAAAGGAACUCUUCUGUCAUCUUCAUCAGCUGAUGUAUCAGAAGAAUCAGUUUUGAAGCGACCAGCAAGGCCAUUAAGUUUUGCAUAUGAAGAUGUAGGACAUCCAAAUGAGACAUCUACUAUAACUCGUAAUGGAUAUAUGAGUAACGGCUCUUGUACAGGAGAUGAUGUAAAUGAUAAAGCAAAAGCGAAUGCCUCACUGAUUGCUGAAACUAUUGAGCAGAUCGACAAACUUGGCUCGGAACUUGAUUCCUAUUGUAACGCAGCGCCUGUUUCUGUGACACAGCAAACGAUUCGCAUUCGUUCGGGUAGCUGUAAACCUCCCCCACCUCCAGAACGUCGCAAUUCAACAAUUACCGCAGCAACACCAACAGCUCCAUCAGUUGCCGAGAUACGGGCCGCUGGUGGCACCGCAGGUUCGUCUGAUUAUGCAUCAUCAAUUGCUUCAUCUGGUGAAUUUAGUCGUGACCAGUUCUCGAUGCGAUAUAUUUAA